Messenger RNA from Oppia nitens, 2120 nucleotides. It is a transcript of the gene Pgi, whose product is annotated as glucose-6-phosphate isomerase-like. The record is from RefSeq and is a predicted model, not a curated record. Gene Ontology annotation, biological process: gluconeogenesis; glycolytic process; glucose 6-phosphate metabolic process. Lineage: Eukaryota; Metazoa; Arthropoda; Arachnida; Sarcoptiformes; Oppiidae. Gene Ontology annotation, molecular function: carbohydrate derivative binding; monosaccharide binding; glucose-6-phosphate isomerase activity. The coding region runs from base 257 to 2005 and encodes 582 amino acids. The transcript is spliced from 2 exons. Gene Ontology annotation, cellular component: cytosol.
GAAUAUUUAGUGAAAAGUGUUAAAACUAAUGAAUGCUUUUGUAAUCUAUUCGGCAAUUAUUGUGAGCAUUGGUUCAUAAGUUUUGACAUUCAGUACUGAUUUAGUAUUAAUUUAUUGAAUAAUAGAAUUUGAUUUCCUUUUAAAUAUUAUAAGUAUUUUGACAUAAAUUAACAACACUUUGAAAUUGUCGUCAAAAUCAUUAUUUUAUUAAAAUUAUUAAUAAAAGUCAAUAAAUAGUAUCAAUAAGUGUUUAAUAAUGUCAGCCAACAGUACUUCAGUAUUGCUGCGAUCGGGUCAUCAGUUUGCCAUUGAAACGGAAAAUAAGUCGUUUAAUGGUCUGACUGAUGAUGAAAAUUACAAGAAGUUAAGACAAUAUCACACUAACAAUGUUUUGACUAAAAAUCUAAAUCUUUCGGAUCUAUUCAAUGAAGACAAACAACGAUUUGAAAAAUACAGUAUCAAAUUGGAGACACCAAAGGGCGGACACAUUUUGUUUGAUUACUCGAAAAAUCUGAUAAAUAAAGAUGUAUUGGAUUUGCUGUUGUCUUUGGCCGCCAGUCGUAACGUUGAACAGAUGCGGACAAAAUUUUUUUCGGGAGAAAAAAUCAAUUUUACUGAAAACCGUGCAGUUCUUCACACGGCCUUAAGGAAUAGAUCCAAUACUCCUGUUUUGGUCGAUGGCAAAGAUGUUAUGCCAGAAGUGAAUCGAGUUUUGGAUAAAAUAAAGAGUUUUUCCGAUUCUGUUAUUAGUGGACAAUGGAAAGGAUUUACGGCUAAGAAAAUUACAGACGUUGUGAAUAUAGGUAUUGGUGGCUCAGAUUUGGGACCUGUUAUGGUGACCGAAGCUCUAAAACACUACAAAUCAAAAGAUGGACCCAAUAUUCACUUUUGCUCCAAUAUUGAUGGCACACAUUUGGCUGAAAUAUUGUCUCAUCUGAAUCCCGAGACAACACUUUUUAUAAUUGCCUCCAAAACAUUCACAACACAGGAAACUAUUACUAACGCCGAGUCAGCUCGCAAUUGGUUCUUAGAGUCGGCUAAAGACAAAGCACAUGUGGCCAAACAUUUUGUGGCUCUUUCAACAAAUAAAGAAAAGGUCACCGCUUUCGGUAUCGACGAGAAUUCGAUGUUUGAGUUUUGGGAUUGGGUUGGCGGUCGGUAUUCACUUUGGUCUGCCAUUGGACUAUCAAUUGCUGUAUAUAUUGGAUUCGAUAACUUUAGAGAACUACUAGAAGGAGGGCAUUGGAUGGAUAAGCACUUCCAAGAAAGACCGUUGUCUGAAAAUAUACCCAUUUUAAUGGCAUUAUUAGGUGUUUGGUAUAUUAACUUCUUUGGUGCCGAAACUUUAGCAAUUCUUCCAUAUGAUCAAUAUAUGCAUCGAUUUGCGGCUUAUUUUCAACAGGGAGACAUGGAAUCAAACGGCAAGUAUGUUACCCGAUCUGGUAAUAAUGUCAAUUAUUCUACCGGUCCUAUUGUUUGGGGUGAACCGGGAACUAAUGGUCAGCACGCCUUUUAUCAACUCAUACAUCAGGGAACGCGUCUUAUUCCUUGCGAUUUCAUAGCACCCGUCAAAACACUAAAUCCAUUGAGCAAUGGAUUACACCAUCAGAUACUUUUGGCGAACUUCUUAGCACAAACUGAGGCUCUAAUGAAAGGAAAAGAUAGACAUCAGGCAGAAAAUGAACUCAAAAAACAAGGAAAGAGUGACCAAGAAAUCAAACAAAUUAUUAACCAUAAAGUGUUUGAAGGCAAUCGUCCAACAAAUUCAAUAGUUUUAGAUGUUAUUAAUCCAUUCAAUUUGGGGGCACUUAUAGCUGCUUACGAACACAAGAUUUUCACACAGGGAGUCAUUUGGGACAUCAACUCAUAUGAUCAGUGGGGCGUUGAGUUGGGAAAAGAAUUGGCUAAAGCUAUUGAACCACAAUUAAAGAGUUCAGAUAUCAUCACAAGUCAUGACAGUUCAACAAAUGGUUUAAUCAAUUUUAUUAAGACUUAUCCAAAAUAGUGGUUUAAAAAUUAUCUCAACAAAAGAUGCAUUUAAUAAGAUUUAGUUUAUCGUUGUUUGUUUGUUAUUGCUUUUAUGCAAUAAUUAAAUCAAUUGUCAAUUUAUUGCUAUUUUA